This is a messenger RNA of Moesziomyces antarcticus, 1359 nucleotides long. RefSeq lists its product as uncharacterized. Gene Ontology annotation, biological process: protein N-linked glycosylation. The record is from RefSeq and is a predicted model, not a curated record. The transcript has 6 exons. The coding region runs from base 1 to 1359 and encodes 452 amino acids. NCBI's taxonomy places the organism in Eukaryota, Fungi, Basidiomycota, Ustilaginomycetes, Ustilaginales, Ustilaginaceae.
AUGCAGGGACUUGGCACGCUUUGCAACUCGACGCCCAACCACUCGCAUCGAUUGCCAACGGCAUCACCAACAGCCAUGAGCAAAGGAUCAUAUACAGGGCCAUUGGCCGAGCUGCACGCCAACUCGCCCGCAUUCAAGCCGCUCAUCCCGACCGCGCUCCUGCCAUACAUCGCGUUUGUCUCGCUCUUCUCGCUCUUCCUCUCGGCGUUCUACUUUACAACACUACCAAAGAGGGGUCUGAGCGUCAAGGAGGUCGUCGUCGGCAUCGCCGCAAGUCUGCAGGCAGGCUUGGGUGUCGUCGCCCUGUUCAACGCCGUUGGCGUUGCAAGUUCGUGCAUUGGAUCUGGUCCAGAUCGUCCUGCAUCAGUACGCAUCAUUCAGGUGCCUCGGAUGCUGGAUCUUGAUUCUACCCUGCGUCUGCUGUUGACGACUAUCGGCCACGUCACAACCGUGGCUUUCAUCUACGCGCAGCACACGCGCAACCUUCACAUUCCGCGGGUUGCAUUCAGCUGCACAGAGCGAAUCCAGCACACCGAUCUGCUGACAGCGCUCUGUUGCAGGGCCGUCGAUUCAGGGCUUCGCUGCACGCUGUCGGACGAGCCGAAGUGGGGCGAGGAUAAGCUUCCGAGAUGCCAGCGCUACGUUCCGCCAUCCAUCCGCGCUAAAGAGGAGGCGAAGAAGGGCGCUGCAGCACCAACAUCAACAACAGGCGGGACUGCCGAUGCGACGGUCGGAACAUCCGCGCCAUCAGUCACCACCGAUCCCGCUUCAUCUGCAAACGCCACAUUGUCGGAUGCCAACGCCACUACCAGCGCAGGGGUGUCUGCCACACAGGAUGCAACGAGCGUAACAGCCGCCAUUGCUGCACAAGAUACUGUAGCUGAGGCUGAAACAGGCGGGGAGGAAGGAGCUAUGGAUCGUAGUGAGAGGGGCAACUCUCCCACGCUACCGUUCCUCUCAACGGAGCGCCAAGAGGAUCAGACGGUAGAGCUGUCGAAAGCAGCCACGUCUUCGGCGGGAUGGAACAGUCUGCUCGUGUGGGCGCGUCGUCAACGCGGUGCACAGUGGGACGAAAGCACCGCACUCUGGCAGGUGGACAAACACAGCCGCGAGUACUACAGCUUCAGCGCCGACCCCGCCACCACCGAUCGCUCCAAACAACCCGGCAACGCAGAUGAUGAAGCGCCACCACAACCAGGCUUGGCGACAAACACCGAGACGCCAAACGAGCCAGAUGAAGACGUCGGCCCCUCACGCAUCUCAUCCCGCUCCAAACCGGACUCCUCCACCAUGGCUGCCGAAACUGCAAGCCCGCCUCCAGUCCCCAGCGGCCGAUCCAUUCGUCUCCUUCGUCGCUAG